Molecule: messenger RNA, 717 nt
Organism: Trichomycterus rosablanca
Lineage: Eukaryota; Metazoa; Chordata; Actinopteri; Siluriformes; Trichomycteridae
Exons: 4
Coding region: 1-717 (238 amino acids)
Biological process (GO): response to bacterium
Source: RefSeq, a predicted model, not a curated record
AUGAUCUCUCUGUUUGCUGCUCUUUGUUUCCUCACAGCUGUGGAAACUUCUGACAUCUCUGAGGUUCAGGUGCAGACAGUGAGGAGUGGAGAUGAUGUGAUUAUACGAUGUGAUCUGAACUCAUUUAAAGGAAAAAUAAAUGAUUUAAUCUGGUUCAAGCAGAGUUUUGGAAAAGUGCCUCAGAGUCUAAAAAUAAAAUCUAGGGGUGUUUAUGUAUUUCGUCAGGAAUUUAAUAAUACACGUUUUAAUAUUAUAAAAGAUCUGAACAUUACUGGAACUAAAGAAGAGGAUUCAGGAACUGUUUACUGUGCAGAGAUGCUAAAUAAUGAAGUUUAUUUCAUAUCUGGACGUAUUUUGGUUGUUGAAGCUGACGAGAGGAAGAACAGAGAACCUCUCAGACUCCGGUGUUCAGAACACAGUGAUGGGUGUGAGAAGAUCUCUGAGGCAGGUUCUCCUGAACACAACUGUAGCUUCACUUUACUCAGGAGGAACCUUCAAUCUUCUCAUGAUGGAAAAUAUUUCUGUACUGGUGCUGCACGAGAAGAGAUCCGGAACAGAAAUGGAGCUACACAAGAAAAUAAUCUGUAUGUAAAAGCACUGGUGCGAGGUGGUGAUUCCCCAUCCUGCCUUCCCUCCCACAGACACGGCCACUUGUACCCGCUGAACCCGAGACUCGAGGCUCUUUGGUGGUUGGCGAGCGUGUUAGACGGCUGCUGA